AUGGCCGAAGGUUCGGAUUCGAUUUCGGCCAAUACCAAAACUUCAUUUUCGCCAUCCGCUUUCUAUCAAAAAAAUUUAAGCAACGCUACCUUGCAAAGCAAGAACCAUCCUGCCACAGCUCUAAGUGGCUACUCCACCCACCUCAAUAGUUACCUCAGCCGCUUAAAUGGCACCAUUCUCGAUCAAUGCAACCUCUUACUCACCCCCCUCCAUACUACUUUCAACUGCCCUGCCAAUCCCACCCAUUCCCCUCACCACCACCGCCGACCUUUGAGCGGACUUGGUGGCCGUGGUUCAAUUCUUGAAUAUUUAAAUUAA
This is a messenger RNA of Helobdella robusta, 318 nucleotides long. RefSeq lists its product as hypothetical. Bases 1 to 318 code for a protein of 105 amino acids. The record is from RefSeq and is a predicted model, not a curated record. NCBI's taxonomy places the organism in Eukaryota, Metazoa, Annelida, Clitellata, Rhynchobdellida, Glossiphoniidae. The transcript has 2 exons.